Molecule: messenger RNA, 1861 nt
Organism: Lotus japonicus
Lineage: Eukaryota; Viridiplantae; Streptophyta; Magnoliopsida; Fabales; Fabaceae
Product: protein CANDIDATE G-PROTEIN COUPLED RECEPTOR 7
Exons: 1
Coding region: 213-1523 (436 amino acids)
Biological process (GO): transport
Cellular component (GO): membrane; Golgi apparatus
Source: RefSeq, a predicted model, not a curated record
AUAUGCUGACAAUUUCAAGCGUGUCUGGUUUGGUAGUGCGCAUUUCGAUUGUGAUUGUGGGUCUUUCCCUUUGCCGACUCGCUUACGCUAGGUAGCUAGCUCCUUCCUGCGUAAUUAGAAACAAACACAACAAGUAAAGUCUCUCACCCAGAUUCAGAUCUGCAAAAAAGGCUUCAUUCAUUUACUCACUCACUCACACAUCGAGGACGGUGAUGAUGAUGAUGGAGCCUCCUCCACGCUCCUUCUUCCUCCUCCUCCUCCUCCUCCCCCUCCCAACCCUCUCCGAGAUCCGCUCCUCCUUCAUGCGCAACGACGACCACCCCAUCGUCCCCUUCGACCAAUUCGGUUUCACCCACAAAGGCCGCCUCGAACUCAACGUCUCCAAGAUCUCCCUCUCCAACUCCAAUCUCGACCUCUCCAAAGUCGGCUUCUUCCUCUCCACUCUCGACUCAUGGCUUCACGUCCUCCAACAACUCGAAGACGGCGAGAUCCGCUGCGCUCUCCAAUCCGACCUCGUCAAAUCCGUCUUCACCUUCAACUCCCUCAACGGCCGCGACUCCUUCUCCACCGUCUACUCCCAAACCGACGCCGAUCAGUACAAUCUCGUCUUCGCCAAUUGCCACCCUCAACAGCUCAAAAUCACCAUGGAUGUCCGAUCCGCCAUGUACAAUCUCGACGGCAGAUCCAACCAACGCGACUACCUCUCCGCCGGGAGAACCGUGCUUCCUAGGGUUUACUUUCUCUUAUCGCUCAUCUACUUCGCCCUCGCCGCCGUCUGGAUCAGUGUUCUCUACAAGAAACGGUUAACCGUUUUCCGAAUCCAUUACUUCAUGCUCGCGGUUAUCAUCAUGAAAGCGUUGAAUCUGCUUUGUGAAGCGGAGGAUAAAUCGUACAUCAAGCGCACCGGAACCGCGCAUGGUUGGGAUAUUCUCUUCUACAUCUUCAGUUUUCUCAAGGGGAUCUCGCUUUUCACUUUGAUUGUGUUGAUUGGAACUGGAUGGUCUUUUCUCAAACCCUUUCUUCAGGAUAAGGAGAAGAAGGUUCUCAUGAUUGUGAUUCCGCUUCAGGUUGUUGCUAACAUUGCUCAGGUGGUGAUUGAUGAGAGUGGACCUUAUGGUCAUGAUUGGGUUACUUGGAAACAGGUUUUCCUCCUUGUGGAUGUUGUUUGUUGCUGCGCCGUGCUCUUUCCGAUUGUCUGGUCUAUUAAGAAUCUCCGCGAGGCUGCGAGAACCGACGGGAAAGCUGCGGUUAAUUUGAUGAAAUUGACGCUGUUUAGGCACUACUAUGUUGUGGUUAUUUGCUACAUUUACUUCACUAGGGUUGUGGUUUAUGCUUUGGAGACGAUAACGUCGUAUCCUUAUUCGUGGACUAGCGUGGUUGCUGCGGAGCUGGCCACGCUGGCUUUCUAUGUGUUUACGGGUUACAAGUUCAAGCCGGAGGCUCAUAAUCCUUAUUUUGUGAUCGACGAAGAGGAGGAGGCCGCCGCAGAGGCUUUGAAGCUUGAGGAUGAGUUUGAAUUGUGAUUUUGCGCUUGAAGAAAAAGGUUUUGCAAAAAAAGUAGAGGAUGAUGAUGGUUGAAUUGAAUUAUGGAAGGCAUUAUUAUUGAUAUGCUGCUCUCUCAGCAAUGUUCAGGUUUCAUCUCAACAUCAGCUAGGAAUUUUCAUGUUACAUUUUGUGAUCUGUAUACUGCAUUUAGUAUUCAUAAACCCCUGUGCUAUAUUUUUCUGUGUUCUGGACUAUUUGCCAGUUAUUAUUUGAACUAGUGUCAUAAUAUCAUAUAGACUCUUGUGUAGUUCUGUGAACCAUGUAUUUACUUCUAAGUGUUGAUACUAAUACCUUGCUGUCGUUUACAGCUUCUUUA